Messenger RNA from Chenopodium quinoa (quinoa), 1080 nucleotides. RefSeq lists its product as uncharacterized. Lineage: Eukaryota; Viridiplantae; Streptophyta; Magnoliopsida; Caryophyllales; Amaranthaceae. The transcript has a single exon. The coding region runs from base 1 to 1080 and encodes 359 amino acids. The record is from RefSeq and is a predicted model, not a curated record.
AUGCGUAAAGAAGGACAGAAUAAAGUGUGCAUAAACAAAUAUCCAAAGCAGUAUGCCUCUGAAACAACAAAUAAUAAGGAUGGCUAUCCUAUAUACCGAAGGAGAGAUACAGGGGAAAACGUUGUUAUACGAAAUGCACUUGAUAACCAAUGGGUGAUUCCUUACAAUCCCUAUCUUUCUAUGUUGUUUGAUUGUCAUCUUAAUGUCGAGGUUUGUUCUACAAUUAAGGAUGUUAAGUACUUGUAUAAGUAUGUGUAUAAAGGUCAUGAUAGGAUCUCUUACAACAUUGUUGGUGUUGACAAAAAUUCUGUGGAUGAGAUUGAGAAAUACCAAUCAGGUAGAUUGGUUUCUCCCUGUGAAGCUACAUGGAGAAUUUUCAGCUUUGACUUGUUUGAGAUGUAUCCAUCAGUGCUUCCUUUGCAAGUACACUUACCUAAUAUGCAUACAGUACACCUUUGGCCUCAUGAAAGGCUAAAUUCAGUUGUGUCAGAUUCUAAGCGUUCUCAGACUCAGUUAACAGAGUUCUUUACAGCUAACGCUGCUAUAGAAGGUGGAACAGGCUACCUAUAUGGUGAAUUUUGUGAACAUUUUAAGUGGGAACCAAGUAGCAAAGAGUGGAGUCAAAGAGCUACAACUAGAUUUUCAGUGGGACGGUUGGCUUUUGUUUUCCCUGCAGAAGGUGAACGUUUUUUCCUACGACUUUUGUUGUUAAACGUUAGAAGCCCUACAUCCUUUGAAGACCUUAGAAUUGUCAACGGUUGUGUUUGUCCUACGUUUCAAGAAGCAGCUCUUAGACUAGGAUUGAUAGAAAAUGAUGAUGUUGCAGAGCUAACUUUGUCUGAAACCUCUGAAAUACAGCUCCCUUCAGCUUUGAGGGGCUUGUUUGCAACAGUACUACUGUUCUGCCAAGUAACUGAUCCUCCAGCAUUCUUGCUUAAAUUUUUUCCUUCUUUGUCUGAAGAUUUCUGUCAAAAAUAUCAGAAUAAUAUGGAGAAAGUUCACCAGCUUACUGUCAGAGAAGUUGAGCAGCACCUUGAAGCUAUGGGAAAAUCAUUAUCUACAUUUGGCUUAGAUUUUUAA